AGCCCAAGUACUUAAUAUACUUUUUUUUUCUCUGCAUGAUCAAGGACACAAUAAAAGCUAGUCUGUGGCAAUGAUGUCACUGCACUAACCAUCUAAUUAAAAUGCUCUGAUGUCACUAAUUAGAUUCCUCAUCACCACUUAGUGGCAUACAGUGGAAACUCUGAAGGCAGACAGUUCAGACCAAAUUAUGUAAAGUUGGACAUGACUUCUCAUCAAGCGACACCUCAUCUUAGUAAACAAUUUGACUUUUACUGUGGUAAGCUUAUUUGUACACUUGGGGCAAAAUAUGGAAGCGCAAAACCUUCAAUCUGAAGAAAUAACCCAAAGGUUUUCAAGACUUUGACAGUCGGGAACUAUUUAAUGAUGAUGUGACUGCUGACAAAAACAGUAGGAUACAUUCUGAAAUGUCUCUGGCAGUAUGAUCUGCUCACAUUCAGCCAAAUGCCUCAGAACUCAUCGGACAGCGCUUCACAAUGCAGAUGGACAAUGUCCCAAAAGCAAUCGAAGACUUUUUAAAAGCAAAGAAGUGGAAUUUGGACAAAACUGAAAGGAAAAUGCCCAAAGUACAAGUUAGAGCUCAAAUCUAAAAUCUGGUGAUGUGUAUGCGUUCCAAACUUCAAGCUGUAAUUGACUGCAAAGGAUUUGGAGCCAAGUUUGAGUGAAAAGUUGAUUUCUGAUUGCUUAUUUAUCCCACAUCAUAGUGGCUCCCCUAAAAAGUGUGAGGCAGGUAUACAAACUGUUGUCAUUCUUUUGGUGCCCGAAACAUCUGCAUGUUUCGCUUAUCUUAUCUCUGGUCUGUAGGUUCCGGGCGAACUCUCCGGGAGACCGUCCUGGAAAGUUCGCCCGUUCUGGCUUUGCUCAACCAGAGCUUUGUGAGCAGCUGGUCUCUGGUCAAAGAGCUGGAGAACAUGCAGGCUGAUGAGCUUAGCCCCGCACUGAGCGAAAAGGCCCGCCUGCACCUUGACAAGUACACCUUCCCUGUGGAGAUGAUGGUCGCCCUGCCGAAUGGAACCAUUGUCCAUCACAUAAAUGCAAACUUCUUCCUGGACCAAACGUCCAUGAAGCCUGAUGAUGGCGAGGAGCAGGACGGAACCACUUUCAGCUUCUCUGGAGGGUUUGAAGACCCCUCCACUUCCACUUACAUCAGUUUCCUGAAGGAGGGGCUGGAGAGGGCCAAGCAGUACCUGGCACAGUAGAGUGCGCGCGUGCGUGCGUGUGAGAUCAUUCUUGUGGCUGAACAAGUGUGAUGAGAAAGCUUCUCCAGAGUUUAAGUGGCAAAGCACUGAGAGCUGCUGAAAAGCUUUUAUUUUAUUUUUUUAAAUCGCAAACUCCACCAUUAAGUUAACCCGUAAUGAUUGUAGUGCAUUUUAGGUUCAUCUGGAAAUUUGACUAAAGUUGAAUAU
Messenger RNA from Hippocampus comes (tiger tail seahorse), 1403 nucleotides. Its product is annotated as selenoprotein N-like. Gene Ontology annotation, cellular component: endoplasmic reticulum membrane. The coding region runs from base 771 to 1196 and encodes 141 amino acids. The transcript has 3 exons. Lineage: Eukaryota; Metazoa; Chordata; Actinopteri; Syngnathiformes; Syngnathidae. The record is from RefSeq and is a predicted model, not a curated record. Gene Ontology annotation, biological process: calcium ion homeostasis; skeletal muscle fiber development.